This is a messenger RNA of Letharia columbiana, 3939 nucleotides long. RefSeq lists its product as uncharacterized. Gene Ontology annotation, cellular component: nucleoplasm. NCBI's taxonomy places the organism in Eukaryota, Fungi, Ascomycota, Lecanoromycetes, Lecanorales, Parmeliaceae. The transcript is spliced from 2 exons. The coding region runs from base 1 to 3939 and encodes 1312 amino acids. The record is from RefSeq and is a predicted model, not a curated record. Gene Ontology annotation, molecular function: protein binding.
AUGAACGAUGAUCCAUUGGCGAUAUCGAAGCCUGUCGACUCUGGUGAGGUUGUGACACAAACAGACCAGGCUGAGCAAUCCCACAAUGUAGCAGCGGCUCCAGCGGUUUUGGACCCUCGAGAUAACGCACCGUCUCCUGUUAUUGCACAUAUCAAUGGAACGCCUAUCAACCGCAGCAAUGGAAAUUCGGCAAUGGACAAGAGCGAUUCCGAAGCAGAGACGGUGGUUUUGUCUGGAAAAGAGGAGGGUGAGGAACAAAUGACGAGGAAGGCUAUCAAGCUGGAAGAGGCCAGCGUAGCAGAUCCUGUAGCCAAUGGGCCAUCGGACAACCUCCCAACAAUACGAGAAGACCAGCGUGAAGGACGUAGAGAAAACAAUGGCCGUAAGCCAUCGUUGAAACGGAAAAGAACGAUACCAACAAAUGGGAGUGGUGAUAUUCCAGAUACCGGAAAUUCGAGCAACCUCAGCUCUACCAUUUCAUCACCAGUUCAAGCAGUCCAUUCCUCUAAGGCAACUGAAAGUGCGUCCGAUCGAUCGCGAUCAUCUCCUCCGUUUGAAGAGGUCGCUCCACAGCUGGAAGAACGGGCUAAGAAACAAAGGAGUGGAAGUGACAGCGGCCACAGUCGUCACCAAGCAGGGAAGAGUGAUCGAGAAGCUGGACUGGCCAAUUCACGAAAGCGACGCGAAACUCGAAGUGCAACACAUUAUGACGGACCCGCUCAUCGAUCUGAAUCCCCACCUGCACGUAACAACCACAGGGCACAAUCUAUACAAUCAACAAUCUCUCAACCCAACGGCGUGACCAAGCGAAGAAAAGUCCCAGCGCCUUUACACGUGGAGCGUCGAAGAAAGGCCUCUGAAGAUACUCACCCUGAUUCUGAUGAUAGCAGCUCCGUUCACAGUCGUCAUCACCUGCAGAAGAUCACUUCCGCCGACGGCCAUGCCAUGUCACUAGCUAAGAUGCCAAUAUCAAGUAAGAAGAACCGGGACCGGAGUGGGCGGACAUUACUUGCCAGGGCCUGUGCCCAGGAUGCUUGUGAAGCAGAGAAAUGGUUGAAGGAAAGACCGCAGGAUAUUGAUGUUCCCGACAACGCCGGAAACACACCAUUACAGAUUGCCGCCCUCGAGGGAGAUGUUGAGGUCGUCCAACUUCUCUUGAACGCUGGCUGCGACACCACUUCCAAGAACAUCGACAAAGACACGCCUCUCAUCGACGCGGUUGAGAACGGACAUCUAGAGGUGGUAAGGCUGCUGCUCAAGGCGGGACUGGACCCAAGACAAAAGAAUGCGAAGGGACAAGAGCCUUUGGAAUUGAUCCCCGCCGAGGAUGAGGAAGCGGAGGACAUACGGGAAACCCUAAUGGCAAGCAAGAGGGAGAAAGAACGAUUACGAAGACCCUCAGAGGACCACCACAGGCAUAGUACUGGUUCGAGAGAUGUUGAAAUAUCUUCGACGGGUGCUUCAGGUGCCAGUCCCACGAGGAGCCCACCACCCCCGGCCUUAGGAGUAAGAAGAAGGACGGCAAGGAGCCAACCGACCGACGAUGCACUUUUAUGGGUCAACCCAACCCCAGAGAGACUUCGCGAUGCCGCUGGAAAAGGAGAUCUGACUAUCGUGGAUCACAUUCUCAAGAUGCGUCCCAAGGUCGAUACUGAAGCGGUCCUUGCGGCAGCGCGUGGUGGACACGAUGGGGUACUCAAUUUGAUGAUGGCUAUUGGGAACCUGGAUCCGGACCCUGAACCUUUACGCUCAGGAGAGUAUAAGCCUGCUUAUAGCACUCCAAUGUUGGCGGCGAUUGGCCGGGGCAAUAUCAGCGUGAUACAGUUGCUGUUGAGCCAGCCUGGCUUCGAUCCAACUCGUCGGCGUUUUAAAGAUCUUACGUACUACGAGAUAUCGAAAGAGAGACAGGGCUCAGAAUGGCAAGAAGAAAACGAUAUUCUGAAAGAAGCGUAUGACAACUACAGACCAAAUGGAGGCCGUAGGAGCAACAACAACUCGCCACGCAAGGUCCGCCCGAAGCGAGCCGACUCGAAUAAGCAUUCUUCUGAGCCGUCUUCUUCUCCGCAUGACUCGAGAAAGGUACGAAAGACUAAGCCUUCACCAGACGAUGAUCCAAUGGAAGGGGUCAGAAAGGAUUCUUCACACAAGGGAACAGGAUCAAGACAUCUGGGAGAUGAUCUCAAAAAGCAACAAGACUCAGCCAUCCUGUCGGAUCGAGACUCAGAUGCUUUGGGACUUCCGAAGCCUAAGCACAAAGAGAGGAAAUCAAAUAGUGACAUUGCACGUCCUGCAAUCAAUCGUGCAGACAGUCUAAAACCUAAGCGCAGAUUGAUGUCUGGCAACGACUUCAAGACUGACCAAGAUCUAAAACAGAGGGCGAAUCAAGUUGCCGAAGCAAGGGAUGAUUCAACCAGACGCAAAUCAGGUGACUCCAUCUCAGGGCGACAGAGGAAGUCGAGUGACGCCUCCGAAUCUACCGCGAAGAUCAGCAAGGCAUCGUCCGAAGAGCCGACAAAUGUCAAGAGCGAACUUGGGAAGAAGCGUCAUCGUAUGAGUGUUAGCCCACGAGCCAGCAAGACCGAUCUACCUGGGACGACAGAGGCGGUCAGAAAGAAGAAACGACGAGUUGACUCCCAAGGCAACGCAAUCGACCAAGAUCGUGAUCGCUCAUUUCGACCGGGUCCGGCGAUGGUAGCAAACAUGAUCGUGAGCCCUACAGCCGGCCCAUCUCCUACUGUGUCUCAAGGUACGGCGCCGGUAGCAUUUAUGGGUAGCAAUACUGCUUCGCCUGUGACAAAAUCUCCAACCGAGUCUAGAAUACAUUCCACACUUAUCUCGCCUGUGAACAGUAUAGAUCAAGCGCUUUCACAACAACAACAACCAGAUCUAGACGAUAUGCGAGCACAGAGACAAGUGGAAGAAGAUCUGUUGCGUCAAGAAAGGCUAGACCGUGAGCGUGAGCGCCAAGCUGCACAGGAAGAGAAGGAGCGACUUGAAGAAAUAGAGUCUGAGAAGCGACGGCAGGCUGAAGCAGAGCUCGAACGGAAAGCUCGAGCUGAGGUGGAGGAAGCUGAACGAAAAGCCCGCGUUGCCCGGGAUGAAGAGGACGCCCGCCUCGAGGCUCAACGUCAAGCUGAAGAGGACCAGCGACAACAACAAAUGGAGCGAGAAGAGGAGGAGAACCGUAUCGCCAAGAAGAAGCGGGACGAGGAGAUGCAGCAACGGAAAAUGGAGCAGGACCGAUUACGCAAAGAAAAUGAAGAACGUAAGCGCCGAGAGUUCGAAGAACGUGAGAGCAAACGUCGCAUGCAAGCACAAGAGGAGGCUGAGCGACUUCGUCGACAAUCCCUACCCAAUGGCUUGAGGAGAGCCGCCGAGCUAAGUCUGGAGGAUGCAAGGACUGCGAAGGAGGUUGCCAAAUGGCUACCGUUGCGGACAGUCACGACUCAGGAGCUGAAUCCUGGUUGUGAGCCACAGAUGGCGGAGGAGAGGUGGAUUGCGAAUAUCCAGGCUGCGCCAAUGUUGGCCAUCAAGGAUCUGGAGCUUUCGCAAUACACCGCUUGGACCCGCUUCCCUGCCACCAUGAACCACCAAGGCUCCCUCUGGCGCCAAUUACGCAAUCCUAUGUCCCAAGCUAUCCCUCCCUCUCUUCUCUCCCCUACCGAAGUCUACAACUUUGACGAAGAAACGCGCCCUAAGUUCUUUGACCUGAAACACGUCUUCUGGAUCAAGCUAUCUGAGUUCAUGGAUAUUGUACCGAGACAUCAGCACCUCGCUGGCAUAAAACUGGGUACAAGAGCAAUGGUGUUACAUGAAUUCCCAUUCGGGAGAGGAGCUACAUGGGAUAGACCUGGUGUCAGUGGUGGAGAAGAGGUUGUGAAGCAGGAAGCGGCGGCGAGUCCGAUCAUGAACGGAAAUAUGACGAACGGGCAUCGCUGA